Fonsecaea pedrosoi CBS 271.37 is the source of this 1293-nucleotide messenger RNA. RefSeq lists its product as uncharacterized. Bases 1 to 1293 code for a protein of 430 amino acids. The record is from RefSeq and is a predicted model, not a curated record. NCBI's taxonomy places the organism in Eukaryota, Fungi, Ascomycota, Eurotiomycetes, Chaetothyriales, Herpotrichiellaceae. Gene Ontology annotation, cellular component: cytoplasm. The transcript is spliced from 8 exons. Gene Ontology annotation, biological process: protein arginylation. Gene Ontology annotation, molecular function: arginyl-tRNA--protein transferase activity.
AUGCGAGUCGAUCACUAUCAAUACCUGAUGGACAGGGGCUGGAGGAGAUCAGGAUCGCUCUAUUACAAACCGGACCUCCUGCGUUCAUGUUGUCCCCACUACACGAUACGUCUCAAGGCAUCAGAAUUCCGACCCGUGAAAGACCAACGACAAGUGAUGAAUCGAUGGAACAACUACGUUCUUGGCCCAGAAUACAAACGAAAAGCUGCUAUGCUGUGUCCACAAUCGCGAGAGCAAGUUGAAGCGCAUGGUUACAAAUUUGACCUGUCGACCGCGGUCCACAAAGCGGAAUACGACAAUGUUAAGCGUCCAGUGGGCAAAAAGACUGGUGUGUCCAUUGAACCUGCUCAUAGGUUCGAGGUCAAUCUCGAAGGCGAUAGCUUCACAAAGGAGAAAUACGAGAUCUUCUUGAAAUAUCAGUUGCGGAUACACAAAGACCCUGCAUCACGGUGGAAAGAGUCUGACUUCAAGCGAUUCUUAUGCACUGGUCUUGACCGGAAGAUUCUCAAGAUCGGCGGCAAGACACUCAAACUGGGGUCGUACCACCAGUGCUAUCGCCUUGAUGGAAAGCUGGUGGCUGUUGCAGUUCUCGACCUUCUACCCCAUGCCGUCAGCUCAGUCUAUCUCUUCUAUGAUCCUGACUACGAGGCCUGGGAUCUGGGAAAGAUGAGUGCUCUGCGAGAGAUAUCGCUGGCCAAAGAAGUCGGUUACGAGUACUAUUACAUGGUAGGCUAUUAUAUCCACUCAUGUACAAAGAUGCGCUACAAAGCCGCUUUCUGUCCGACCUACAUCCUCGACCCAGAGAGCUAUGAAUGGAAUCUUUUCGAUGAUAAAUAUCGCCAGGAGCUCGACAAGAGGAAAUACGUCUCUCCGUCCCGUGAUCGGAAACGUGGAGUGGAUGCUGCCGAGGGCACCAUUCAACAAGCAGGUGCCAGAGGGACUUCGGAUAGCGGCCCUGCUCCUAAAACCACGAAAGAAAGAGGACGAAUGUUUGACGAUGAACAAGAUCUAGAGUUCGACGAACCCCCAAGCGACGAGGAAGAUGCGGAAAUACCCGAAGGAUCCUUGUUUGAUUACGAGAUACCCGGUGUGCUGACGAAAGAUGAAGUGAAACGUCUUGAUCUCGACCACUGGCGCCUCGUCGUAGGCAACACUCUGAUCGAGUUAGAGGAUCUCCGGGACUGGGAAGAUGGGAAAAUUGACGACCCGGAUACUAUGAAAGGCAUGGCGGCAGAACUUGCUGCAGUUACGGGGCCGAAACUCCUCCAGAACAGUGCGCUGGCAGUGUUCUGA